Trichechus manatus latirostris (Florida manatee) is the source of this 4204-nucleotide messenger RNA. It is a transcript of the gene TIPRL, whose product is annotated as TOR signaling pathway regulator. The transcript is spliced from 7 exons. Gene Ontology annotation, cellular component: cytosol. Gene Ontology annotation, biological process: TOR signaling. NCBI's taxonomy places the organism in Eukaryota, Metazoa, Chordata, Mammalia, Sirenia, Trichechidae. The coding region runs from base 231 to 1046 and encodes 271 amino acids. The record is from RefSeq and is a predicted model, not a curated record.
UGGGUCACGCAGUAUUAGCAACUGGACCCGGAAGCAAAAACGAAGGGGUGGAGAAGCAGUCGGAAAGGAGGGCCCCGUGUCCCGGUCGGCCGGCUGGGGGCGGGGUUGGGCAUGAUAACGGAUCAGAAGCUGAGGGGGCUGGGCCUGAGGGAGGCGGAGGAACCGGCAUCGGACGCCGCCGCAGCUCCAGCUUGUUCCGUGUGGCCCCAGCGGGCCCCGCUUCAGCCAUCAUGAUCCACGGCUUCCAGAGCAGCCACCAGGACUUCUCCUUCGGGCCCUGGAAGCUGACGGCUGCCAAGACCCACAUCAUGAAGUCGGCGGAUGUGGAGAAGUUAGCUGAUGAAUUGCAUAUGCCAUCUCUCCCUGAAAUGAUGUUUGGAGACAACGUUUUGAGAAUCCAGCAUGGCUCUGGCUUUGGAAUUGAGUUCAAUGCUACAGAUGCUUUAAGAUGUGUAAACAACUACCAAGGAAUGCUUAAGGUAGCCUGUGCUGAAGAGUGGCAGGAAAGCAGGACGGAGGGUGAACACUCUAAAGAAGUUAUUAAACCAUAUGAUUGGACGUAUACAACAGAUUAUAAGGGAACAUUACUUGGAGAAUCACAUAAGUUAAAGGUUGUACCUACAACGGAUCAUAUAGAUACAGAGAAAUUGAAAGCUAGAGAACAAAUUAAGUUUUUUGAAGAAGUUCUCCUGUUUGAGGAUGAAUUGCAUGAUCAUGGAGUUUCAAGCCUGAGUGUGAAAAUUAGAGUAAUGCCUUCUAGCUUUUUCCUGUUGUUGCGGUUUUUUUUGAGAAUUGACGGGGUGCUUAUUAGAAUGAAUGACACGAGACUUUACCAUGAGGCCAACAAGACCUACAUGUUACGAGAAUAUACAUCACGAGAGAGCAAAAUUGCUAAUUUAAUGCAUGUUUCACCUUCCCUCUUCACGGAGCCUAAUGAAAUAUCACAGUAUUUACCGAUAAAGGAGGCAGUUUGUGAGAAGCUGAUAUUUCCAGAAAGAGUUGAUCUUAACCCUGCAGACUCACAAGAAAAUAAACCUGUGGAAUAGAAUGUGAUGCAGCAUAUACGUGCCAUGAAAUCUGACUGGAGAUCUUGGCUAUUUGUAGGGGGGUAUUUUUACUAUGAAAAUUAAUUGCCUUGUUUAUGUGCAGAUUUUCUGUAGCCUUGAAAGAAAAAUAAAAGAUUGUUGCAGGCAGGUUCCACUCAACUGAUGUUUGUACUGUCUUCAGGUUCAUAUUCCAGAUUUAUAUUUUCUGGAGUUAAAUUCUGAUUUCUAAGUUGUCAUAAAGUGGGACCUCAGUAGUAGUGAUGUGUGUAUGUCUCAACGAGCAGUGGGCAUAAUCUGCUUCCAUCAUGAAACGCUGUCUUCUAUCAUGAGGAGGUUAAUUUAAAUCCUCAAAUCAGAACACAUUGUGACUUCCAUAGGAUUUGUGGUUGUGCAUGUUGAUGUACUAGCUCCUCGCUUUGGGCUUUUUGUGUUUGCUUGCACUUGCGGAGAACUGUAACUUGCCACCUUGGAAGUUAUUCUCGGACUUUAAUGAUCUCCCCCUGUAAUUUUUUUAAAAUAUAUUUCCCCCUAAAUUUAAUUAGCUUUUGAAGUUUGAAGAAAGUGUUAGACAUAGAACCAAAAAAAUCUAGGUUUUUUAGCUAUUAUGUCCAUGGAAACACAUAAACAUGGUUUAUCACUGACAGGAUGCCACAGCUGUCUUUUUUUCCAUCUUUAGGUGCUUUUUCUUAUAUUUGGUUCUACUUGUACUGACAUUUUUGUACUUCCACUUUCUGUAAAAUGUCAAAGUAAAUAGAUGCGUCGAAUUUCAUACUGGUCCUAAAAAAUUUGAAGAGUUUUACCAGGGAUUGUUUUUAGCAAAUAUUAAAUCAGCUCCUAAAGCAAUUAGAUUAAUUUUCUCCUUAAAAUAUUUGGGGGUAGGUGUGAAGGAGGGGGCUUAUUUUAAAAUAUGAAUAUCGGUUUUUCUAUUUUAAGAUUCAUGUUUCUAACAUUACAGGGGAUCCAGUAAAAUGUAAUAAUUUAGUACAGGAUCCCGGUACUACAGAAAGUACAAAAAAGUAAAUUUAAAAUCCAUUUGGCUAUUUUGAUGAUGACCCUUUAUAAACAUUUUAUAUCCUUUUCUGCCUUUCUAAAUGGUCUUCAUAAAGUGGAAAGUGGUUAUAAAGCACCAAGUAAGGAAUUAACUUGAAAUGGACUUCUAAAAAUAUAUUUUUAGAGGGCAGGGGAAAAGCUCAUCUCUUUUUUUCUGGUUUGCAAUUACUGUUGUACAUAUUUCCACCUGCUGGAUACAUCAUUAAAUAAGAAUAUUUAAUUGAAAGUAUUAGCAAAGCUCUUCAGGUGUUAGGCUGAAGAUAAAUUUUAGUGAAACAAAUACACUUAGAUAAUCAUUGUGUACCAUGAGCGACAGGCAGGGUGUCUUUUAUUAGCUGAAUUUGAUCAUAAAUGGUUUUGGUAUUUAUCUGCCUUCCACUGCAUCACCUAUAAGGUAUAAAAAAUCAAGACUUUGUUGGCUUUAAGAAAAUACAUGGCAUGUACACUGUAUAUGAAAUAUACCUAUAUUUAAGUUAAUGUUUUCUCUGAGUACAGCCAGUGUAUAUAUUGUACUCACCUUUUUGUUUUACUUUAUUUGCCAUGCAGAUUUGAAUGGAACAGACUAUUCAUGCAAGUUAUAAGAAAUGAAAAACUUGUAAGAAUGCACAUUAGUUGGAGUUUCUAGGCUACAUCAUAUUUUCAUUUUUCUUUGAAAGUAAAUCAGUAUAUUAAAAAAUAUAUACAUACAUACUUUUUUUUAACUUGUUGAUUCAAAUGUCUUGUUCUCUGAAUCAGUCUUAGAUUACUUUUUUUGAGAAUCCAUUGUUAAAAAUUGUAGGGAAUUAAAAGACUUGCCCCCACCCCCAGGGUAAGAGGGGUAGGAUGAGUGUACUUCUGAAAACUUCAUUAGUUUAUUACUAUGGAGAAUACCAAGCAACCUGUGUUUGCCUAUUGCUAAAUAAGACCUAUGCCAUUUCAUAUUUAUUUGUUCCAAGUGUCUUUUUGUAAAAGGAAUAAACAAUAAAGAAUUACUGAUCUAUGUUUUGUUCAUUUAUUUCACUUAUUCUUAGAGCUUAAUUAAAGAAGAUGGUUUGGUAUACUUUCUUGUUUGUGCUUUAUGUGUUGUCCACUUGGUCAGCAUUGUAGCUAGAUUCUUCAGGCUGAUUAAAAACGAAAAUCUAACAGAUAGCUUAGGAUAUAAUCUCCCAGUUUAGCAUUUGGGCUUUGAUUUCUCCUCUCCUCUCAUCCCCCUUCCCCCUGGUAGUUUAUUGGAUGUUUUAAUCAUUUAGUGUUUUCUGUGUUAUGGGUUAAUGUUUUCUAUUUUUGAAAAUUUAUCCUGUGUAUCACUCCAUUUAGUUGUGAAAACUAUGUGUCCAAUACUGUACUAAUAAGUACAUUGAUGGAAAUAAUGCUGAGUUAGAGAAUAACAGAAAUUAACUUAGUAGAGGUAGUCAAGAGUUCAGCUUCUCAAUAGGAUGUAGCAAGCCUCAUGAGAACAUCACACCCAAUUGAACAAGGAGAAAGAACUAGAUAAUCUACAAAAUUAUAGCUUUGCUUGAGUGUAUCAGAGAGUUGUGGUCAUCAGGCAAGCAAGCAACUGAAUCCCAAAGAGUGAUAAGCCCCUCCAAGGAGAUGGAACAUACAAACUGUUUCACCUCAGGAAGAGCACAAGAGAGGUGGCUACCAUUCAAGUGGGUGUAGGCGUGUAGGAAUCCAUGGGACUUGAGGGUGUGACAGAGAAAAACCCUCCUGUACUCUAGGUGCACUCUAAACAGAAGGUACCAGCGGCAACAAUUGGAGACAUUUGAAGCCUAUGGUGCACUGAAGGUAACAAUAGCAACAAUAUGAUCCAAACCCAGAUGAACUCUUGCCUACAGUGAUGCAGCCUACAAGCUAAUGGCUUGACGGAAGUGUGCACAUUUUCAGGUGUAAAUGAUCUACUUCAGUUCCUUCUGUUCCACACAUGAUCUCUGGCAUUCAACAAAAAAAGUUUCUACAGAGACACAAGAAGAAACAGCCCAUUAUCAGAAGGUAAAGCAAUAAACAACCAGAUUCAGAGACGACACUGAUGUUGGAACUAUCAGACAGGGACUUUAAAACAACUAUGAUUAAUAUGCUAACAUAUCUAGUAUGAAAUGUCAGUAGAGAGAUGGAUAAGAGCCAAGUGG